UGAAGGUACAGCAUCAUUCUGCUAGCCUCACAGAUAGAAUUUUAAGGUCUUUGGAGUGGGAGUAGAUCGUCAGCUGGACAAAGCUUUUUUGAAGAAUGACAUCACGGUGCCCCAGAUGCACAAAAGAUGUGUUUUUUGCUGAGAAAGUGAGCUCGCUGGGGAAGAACUGGCACCGGUUCUGCCUGAAAUGCAAACGCUGUAACAAAACCCUGUCGGCUGGCAACCACGCUGAGCAUGAUGGACUGCCCUACUGUCACAAACCAUGCUACGGAACUCUCUUUGGACCCAAAGGUGUGAACAUAGGAGGGGCAGGCUCCUACAUCUACGACACUCCUCAACCCACCUUCGACUGCCCCCCCGAGGGAUCCCCCACCACACCAUGGACCACCAUGCAGGUCACCUGGAACCAGCCCAAAGUUCUUCCCCCUCCAACCAGGACAUUUGCUGGAGAGACCUCACUCUGUCCUGGCUGUGAGAAAGUGGUCUAUUUCGCAGAGAAGGUGAUGUCCCUGGGUAGGAACUGGCACAGACCGUGCCUGCGCUGUGAGAGGUGUAAGAAGACACUGACCUCUGGUGGACAUGCUGAGCAUGAAGGGAUACCUUACUGCCACGUCCCUUGUUACGGCAUCCUGUAUGGACCAAAAGGAGUGAACAUCGGCAACGUGGGCUGUUACAUCUACGAGAAAGAAGGCAUGGCGCAAACUGAAAUACCCAGCCAGUCCUAGCCACACACUGAAAGUGAGAUGAAUGUAAAUAGCCAAUAGAAAACUCUGGUUAAAUGUCCUCGGUUUGGGGUUUCAGUGACUGAAUUGAGUGACUGAAGUUGUUGCGAUGGAACCGACCACACGAUCACAGGUCAUCAUGUUUCUUUAUUUGUUUUCAUGAUCACAUAAAUUAUAUCACAUGGAAGGGA
Molecule: messenger RNA, 913 nt
Organism: Salvelinus namaycush (lake trout)
Lineage: Eukaryota; Metazoa; Chordata; Actinopteri; Salmoniformes; Salmonidae
Product: cysteine-rich protein 2-like
Exons: 7
Coding region: 96-725 (209 amino acids)
Source: RefSeq, a predicted model, not a curated record